UCACAGACCUCAUGGUUUAUUACUAUAAUACUGAUGGGUCAACUGUUAAUCCCAGACCUCAUGGUUUAUUACUAUAAUACUGAAUAUUCAUGUCUUUCCUUGUCUACAGUCAAAUUGAAAAGGGAAGUGAAGCGUGAUGCCCUGUUUGUGGACAGACACAAGGAUUACCUCAUUCAGAAUGUUACCACGGUGAUUCCCACAGCAUUUUACUUGAUCCAUUCUAAGAUGUACUCAAAGAUCCGUGCUGCCAGGACCAGCCAGGAACAGAUGAGACUGUUGUACGAGGCUCUAGACUCAGGAAGGGACAAGAUUAAAUCAACAUUUUACAGGAUUCUACUGGAUCUGGAACCUCACCUUGUCAAAGACCUGGGUGCCAAAUUUGUGGACGACCAUAAGGAUCAACUCAUUCAGAUGGUUACCAAGGUGAUGCCCAUCUUUAAUGAGCUGUUCUAUGAGGAGGUGUGGUAUAACAUCAGGGUCAACCAGAUGAACAGCCAGGACCAGAUGAAACUGUUGUUCCAGGCCCUAGAAGAAGCAGGAGACACAAGAACAGAAAAGGUGAAAUCAGACUUUUACAGGAAUCUGCUGGAUCUGGAACCUGACCUUGUCAUCGACCUGGAGAAAGACAGAAGAGGGAAGGAGGAGCUCAGAAAAGAGAAAGAGGAGCUCAGAAAAGAGAAAGAUGAACUCAAAGAAGAGCUGAGGAAAGCUAAAGAGAUUAUCCAAUCCCUCUCCACCUCUCCAGGUGGUCAACAGAAAACACAGACUCCUUCCCAAAAGUCUGAGGGGAUUGAAGGGGUGGAGAUGGAGUCUUUACCAGGGAGGAAGUCUGGUCCUGGUCCAGGGAGGAAGUCUGCUCCUGGUCCAGGGAGGGAGUCUGCUCCUGAGAUGAAGCCUUUACUGGCUGCUGGACCACAGAAGGAUGAUCUGGAUGAUCUGGAGAGGGGAGGAAGAGUUACUACAGAAUUUAACUAUAGAGAGACAAUACCUUCAGGGAGGAAGUCUGCUCCUGAGAUGAAGCCUUUACUGGCUGCUGGACCACAGAAGGAUGAUCUGGAUGAUCUGGAGAGGGGAGGAAGAGUUACUACAGAAUUUAACUAUGUGCUAUAGGGUUACUAUAGAGAGAUUAUAACUAUAGAGCUGAGUUACUAUAGAGAGACUAUAACUAUAGAGCUGAGUUACUAUAGAGAGACUAUAACUAUAGAGCUGAGUUACUAUAGAGAGACUAUAACUAUAGAGCUGAGUUACUAUA
This is a messenger RNA of Salmo salar (Atlantic salmon), 1252 nucleotides long. The record is from RefSeq and is a predicted model, not a curated record. NCBI's taxonomy places the organism in Eukaryota, Metazoa, Chordata, Actinopteri, Salmoniformes, Salmonidae.